Amoebophrya sp. A120 is the source of this 4963-nucleotide messenger RNA. The record is from the annotation of a GenBank genome assembly. Lineage: Eukaryota; Dinophyceae; Syndiniales; Amoebophryaceae.
GUAAAAAACCAGAAGGUUCAAGUUCAUCUCCGUCGGGGUGCAGCACCAGCAGACAUGUUGAGUAAGUCCGUUGGUCACCUCCGAACGUGGUCCUCGAGUUGUACUAGACGAGAUCAUGAAGAAAAUUAUAACCGCCAGCAGCGGUCGCGCUCGACAGCCGACGUCACUGGGGGGAAGAACAAUGGUAGUACAACUCGAGGUACCUACCAGUUCAUCUCGUCGUACCAGCGUGCCUGUGGAGAGCGGCAAGGCAUUAUCGAUGAGGAAGCCGAAGACCAGCAGGCGAGACGCGUUCGAGGAAAAAAGGAAAAGAACAUGAAGAACGGACUCAGGGUGGGUGUAGGAGCAGUUGGAGGUGGACAACAAAAAAGUGUGACUAAUGAUAGUGUCGGACACGAACAACAAACGAAACAGCAAUAUCUCCGGAAUGACCAAGAGAAAAGCAAAGAGGCGAGCUAUAAUCAUCUCCGUCAUGCUGCUUCUCUACAAUUAUCGAAGAACUCGAGUCGCUGGCAACAUGAGAUGAAGAACGCUAGUACUACAAGCACAGCUACUGCUACCACCUCGUCAGCCGGCAAAAACAGUUUGAAUUCCCUUUUAUCUUCGGGCAAGCAGAAUCUGAAGGUCAUUCCCCCACGGCGGUCGCAGAAGUCUUUGUGCACGUCGACCAACAAGGGCGUUGACCAUUCGACACAUCAUGAUGAAACGGGCACGACGAGUGCUCCUGCUCUCUUCCGUCCAAACAGCGGAUUUUCAUCUGCUGGAAAGAUGGCGGAAUCUUUAUCAAACCAGGAAGAAAUCAAAGUCAUGAACUACAAGGCGAACACAGACAGUGUGACCCCUCCCUACGCUUUUUCUGCAAGCGCGGUUCCGAAACUGAAUUUGGGCCAUCUGUUGUUGACGUCAAGAACCAGUACGCCGGCUUCAGCACCAGAUUUGGCUGUAUCCAAACAAAAUCUUCAGUCGAAAAUGCCAUUCUGGGAUCAAGAUGUCAACAAGAAAGCCGUGUACGAGGAACACGUAGAAGACCUUGACAACAUCCACGCUACGACGAGCAAAACGCCCGAAGUUGUAAAUGACUGCACCUACGCGGCCGUGACCACCACCGUUCACCGAAACGCCAGCUCCGGCGGGGCUUCUUGGAAGAAGAUGAAUAGCGUCAGUCCCUGUUCCGCGGCGUCCACGGAAUGCCCUAAGAUAUCCAUGAUGGACUUGACUGGUUGCACUUCUAUGCUGGGUGGAGACGGUGCGACGUCGGUUUCCGGUGGAGGAGGAGGUGGGUCUUGCGGUGGCCAUGCUGUUCCUGGGAGCAGUAGUUCAACGGUUGAAGGCGCAUCUUGUUUCGUCGAGCACAAUGACACCACAGCUCAUGAUUUAUCGACUUUCAACAUCUCGUCCAGUGGUGCGGGGAAGGAGAACGUAACGACCUGUAUUACAACCGGUACGUCUAGUGCAACCCCAACCGAUGCUGGACAAGCGCAACAACUUUCUGUCAACACGCCGACCGUUUUAUUCGAGCCCCCGCAGCCGGCGUCAAGUUGGUCAGAGGAAGACGGUGUCGAUUCGCGUGCCAUUGAAACUAAGUCAGGUUCGACUGUCUACCGCAACAAACCUGCGCUCCCGGAUCCAGACGCUACUUCUAGAACAGGCUUCUCCUCUACUAAGAACAAAACACCAUCGCAAUCACACUUAGGAGGUUUUGCAUCAGAAAUUUGCCUUGCGUGACAAAUUUUUAUUGUAUUGCAAAAACACAAAGGGCAAUCGCCUAUAUCUCUUGACUGUAGUGAUGCAUUUUUGCGCAUGACAAAAAUUUCUUGUAUUGCAAAAAUGUGCAAACGUGAUUGUGAAGAUGGUGUUUUUUUCUUGAAUAUCUAGAACACACCGAGGCGGCGUUGCGAACCCCUACACGAUCUUUCAGAAUGCGCGUCCGGACGAGAAAGUGACACUUCGUACGCCACGAGGAUUCGAAGUGCAGCCGGCUGAUAGUAGAAGUGCAGCAACUCCUGGGGCGGGUGCUUAUGCAAAAGAGCCAGCACCAGCAGCAACUGCUACUGCAGCCCCGGUCGCUCACGCUCAGGUCGUGUCCGACGAGCACGAGCUUCCGGGUGUCAUUACAGUACAACAGCAAGAACACCAGGAGCAGGAAAUUUUCCACCCGAAAAGCCCGCGGAUGCACCGGCUUUUGUCCGUCGGAAGCUCCUGCGGCACAACCACCAGCUUGGGCCGGCGCGGAUGCGCGCCAACAACGACGACCUUCAAUGCUUCGUCGUCAAAUAGAGAUAACCCAUCCACAAGCUGCACCAAUAAAGUCAUCCGCAAAGUAGUCGGAGGCGGACAGCGGUUUUUGGCUCCGCCGCCGCCGCUGCAGCAUACGUUGAUGGGAGUUGGAACAGUACUACAGCCUGGGUCGUUGUCACGGCGAAACAGUGCGUCAAGAUUCUCGUCCCCUGUGAGUCGCGGCGUAACGGAGCACAAGGUGGCCAACAGUGUGAAAAAUACUGGGCUGGCGCCGACUGGCAAUAGCAAUGUCACAACUUCAACCUCGAUGUUGCGCAGGAGCCUUUGUCCGAGUCCCAGUGCAGCGCGUGGACAACGUCUCAGCGACGACCCGACACUUGUUAAAAAUCACUCUGGUGGUGGUGGUGAUGGUACCGCGAAGAUUGUUCAAAGCCUACAACAAUCCACACGGAGUGCGGCUUGCCAGAGAACUACGCCGUUGAGUAUGAGUCCCGUUGUGCUUUCGCCGCGGCCGCUGCCGGGUACAUCGCAGAUUUUGGCCGCGAAAACGGAGCAGAACAAGGUUGCGAUUCCGACGCCAACCUCAAUCAAAUUUUCGCUUGGCCUCACACCGCCGAAAUUGUCGCUGUUCCCACCGGGAAUCGGGGGCGGCGGGGAUCGUGAUGAGAUGAACAAAGACGGUGGCGGGCAGCAGGUGAAGCUGCAGGCGCGGAAUAAAACGGAAGCAGACGCCAGCACUUGGGAAAAUGGAAAUAAUAGUGAUGAGAAUGCAGCUGAUGUAGUUUUUGUUGAACAAGAUGUAGACGUUCCGAGCGAUAAUUCCUUAGACGACGAUCAAGGACUACACCAUGCUGUCAAAAAUCCGCCGCAAAAUAGCAGUGAAAGGAUUGGUACGAAUGUUCCUGUUCCAGUUGCAACAGCUGCUGCUGCUUCUCCUUCGGGAAUUGAUAAUGAAGUCAUUGGUCAGCAAGCGUACGCCAGAACAACCGUGGGAGACGGGAACGCACUGUGUGAUAACCAUUUCGAAGAUUUCCAGAUGCAACGUGAUGUGCUGCACCAUGGAAAAAUAGAAGGGUGCUUUGCGCCGGCAGGAGUGACGGCAGAAAAAAUAAAUCAGCAGACGACCAUUCUCGGGCGCGGGCGCUCCGCGAGUCGCUUUUUGCGACCCGGCGGGAUUACCACCGGGUUCCAAUUUUCUGACCGACGAAACGGCUCGCUCGAACGGGAAAGGAAGAUGAUGGGAGUAACGACUACCCGCCUAGAAGGGCCGCAAUUGCGGUCGGCCAGCGUCCAGCCUAAGAGCAUGCAGCAUCAACUUCAGCUAGAAGUAGAGUCUGCUAGUACCAGUAGCACGUCUCGCAGGAGAUUGUUACAACCAUCCCCUUCUCUUUCUGCUUCGGCGGCUCUGAGAAGCAAAAGCUCAAUGCUCGCAGCAGGGUCGUUUGUUCAUCAGAUGAAUCAUGCUGGAAAUAAAUUGGAUGCUGGCACGAUCGGAGUUGUAAUUCCACCAGCCGCGGAUCAAUCUCAUGAAUUGAAGACGGGUAAUAAAACUAAAUUUGUCACGCCCACACUUCAGGAGCCCAAAAUUCCAGCACCCGCUGCGCACGCCGGGCUGCGCCCAUUGUGGUCGCCCCGGGAACAACAGCCGCCACGGCCGGAACAAGGAGAAAUGAAACAGAGUAGUUUGACCAGCGCCCCUGUAAUUCCUGUGGUCACGACGAGCACGACCAGUCAACAGCAAGAACACCAAGAAGCUGAGGUGCAGCGUCCUCCCUCUGCUGUGUCGUGUUCUUUGCCAUCGGGCACCAGCAAAAUUUCUUCCGGUAGCGCGACCCCUGCGCAGCUUUUGACGACGCCCCGACAGCUGUUGCAGCCGGCGGCGCAACAGACCGCAGCCCUGAGUGCGACGAGUUUCCUUUUUCCGACGCGUGGGCCACCUCACUCCAGCGCCGUGCCGUCGCCGAUUCCAACCCCGCGGUUCGGGUUCGGCCGGGACAGCCGGAAAAACUCAAACACGUUCAGCUUCGGAAACUUGGCAACCUCCUCCCGGUUGCCUUUCCCUCUGCAGGCCGGAACCAGCGGGUGUCUCCUUGCUAAAAACUCGAGCCCCAGUGCGCCUUCGCGGUGAAAAAGUUCGAACAGCAUGGUGAUGAAUGGAAAUGGUCAAGUCGUUGCACUUGAUGCCGCCUCCGGGUUUUCUUGCCUAUUUUGGAAAAAGUAAAAGAACAAUUACAAUACGUACUACGGAUACGAAGAUAAAGUGGUCGACAAAAAAUGGAUAUAGACGAAAACUCACUUGGGGUUGCACAAUAGCAUUAAGGCGUCCAAAUUGUUGAAGCAGAACCAACAGCUUCUCAGUUUAUACAUACAAAUGAAUAACCACGACAAUUGCACCACCGUUUCUGUCGAUUUUGUAGCCUUUUUUGAUUUCGUUUGCGAGCGCAUCAUGAACGCAGCUAGCGUGACAUUCAUAGAACAGAUGAGUUCUUCUUCCUGUGGAGCUGAUUUCUUUACACUUCCGCAGGAGCUGCAACUCAAAGAACUAAAUUGAAAAACUAUAAAAGUAUAAUGUGGGAGCAACUCCCGACGGCCUAGCGAUGAAACGACAUAAAAUGUACCUGACGACGAAAAAACCUAAUUGUAAUUGCUGCUUUUCCCCAUGCCACUACCAUUACGUAGAUGCUGCACGAUAAUGUUGCCGAUUUUUGUUUCCUCUUCUUCUGAU